AUGGCUGGGCAAUUUGAGCGCCAUCCAUUCCUCUUAACUGCCCAAGAUGUUGCCAAGGAACUCGAGACAGACCUUGAAAGAGGCUUGUCCUCUGCCAAAGUCACGCAGCUACAGGAGAAGUAUCCCCCUAAUGAGUUAGAUGUCGGCGGAGCUAUUCCCGGGUAUAAAAUCUUCCUUAAGCAACUAUUCAAUGCUAUGAUAUUGAUUUUAUUCCUUGCUAUGGGACUAAGCUUUGGCAUGAGCGAUUGGGUUGAGGGUGGCGUCCUCCUUGCCGUUAUUGUACUUAAUGUUUCGAUUGGGUUCUACCAGGAGUAUGGUGCAGAAAAGAAGUUAGAUGCUCUUAGAGCACUUUCCGCUCCUAGUGCUAUGGUACUUCGUGAUGGUAGGACUCGAGUAAUUCCUAAUGCUGAAGUGGUACCUGGCGAUAUUGUCAUUCUGAAAAUGGGUGACACAGUCCCUGCCGACAUCCGUCUUUUUGAAGCCAUGAAUCUGGCCGCCGACGAACAAUCUCUUACUGGAGAGUCAGUUCCCGUUGAGAAGAUAGUCGAACACCUGGAAGAUGACGACCUCGGCAUUGGCGACCGGAUAAACAUUGCCUACGGAACAACAACUAUUCGAAAGGGACGUGGUAGGGGUGUUGUUAUCUCUACUGGUAUGCAGACCGAGGUUGGCAAGAUUGCUGCUUCGACUGCAAAGAAACAUCGCAAAGCCGGUCGCUCUAUGAACUAUAAGAAGUACGGAAAGCGACAGCCGAUUAUUGGUCUUUUUAGGCGCAUAUACGAUUUCAUUGGCAAGUUCCUCGGACUGACUGAAGGCACGCCGCUUCAGAUCAAGCUAGCAAAAUUGGCCUAUGUACUUUUCGGCUGUGCUCUAUUACUUGCCGUCAUCGUAUUCGCCGUCAAUAAGUUUUCUGUUGACCGGGAAGUUGUCAUUUAUGCUAUAAGUACUGGUAUUGCCAUCAUACCUGAAUCUCUUGUUGCAGUCUUGACUAUUACUAUGGUUGUUGCUGUUACUGUUAUGCGUAAGACCAAUGUAGUAGUCCGAAACUUGUCCGCUCUAGAAGCUCUUGGUGGUGUUACCAAUAUCUGCUCUGACAAAACAGGCACCUUGACUCAAGGGGCAAUGAUAGUGCGGAAAGUAUGGAUUCCCUCCAAAGCAAUUUAUACCGUUGAAGACUCCAAGCAUCCAAGUAACCCAUCUGAGGGGAGAGUCACGUUCUCAGAGGUUGAUGACCAAGACCAAGAGCCUGAAAAAAGAGACUUUGACCAGGAACGUAGCGCGGCAGUUCUUAAGUUUGACGUCCCAGACGAGAAGCUCAAUCCUCCUAGACAGAAGAAGGAAGACGAGAAAGAGGCCACUAUGAACCCUAAACUAGAGGCCUUCCUUCUUUCUGCAGCGCUUUGUAACCUUGCUACAGUUAGGCACGAACCAGAGCCUAGCGAUGGUCGUCCCGAAUGGCAAGUUACUGGCGAACCGACCGAGAUUGCCUUACAAGUAUUUUCAUAUCGUUUUCAGAAAGGGAAGAAGAUCAUGGAGGCAGAAGGCUGGAAGCAAGUUGCCGAAUUUCCCUUUGACAGUGGUAUAAAGCGUAUGUCUGUUGUCUACAAUGGUCCAAACCUUGAUCAUAGUAUGGUAUUCACCAAGGGCGCCGUCGAGCGAGUCAUUGACCUUUGCUCUACCGUCGGUACCGAAGACUCCCAAGAGCCAAUGACUGAGGAGUACAAGGAGCGAAUUCUAAAACAGAUGGACGUCUUUGCUAGCCAAGGGCAGCGUGUUCUAGCCAUCGCUUCUCGACCGUGGGAAGGGAAAUAUCAGGAAAAGACUACAGCUGAAAAUAACGAAGGGGACGACCCUCUGCGGAAGCAAGUGGAGAGUGGCCUUACACUCUUGGGACUCGCGGGGAUUUAUGACCCGCCACGGAAAGAGACGACACCGGCGAUCGCCGAAUGUUCUACUGCUGGUAUCAAGGUACACAUGCUGACGGGCGACCAUCCUGCUACGGCCGAAGCGAUUGCCAAGGAAGUAGGUAUUAUUCCCAGAAAUCUAGGUGUUCUUAGCCAUGAAAUCGCCAGUGCGAUUGUGCAGAAGGCAAGUGACUUUGAUAAGCUUUCUGAUGACGAGAUCGAUGCUUUACCGGAAUUACCACUUGUUCUUGCACGUUGUGCUCCGGACACGAAGACCCGUAUGAUAGAAGCUCUCCGCCGCCGAUCUGCUUAUAUGGCUAUGACUGGCGACGGUGUCAAUGAUGCUCCGUCGCUAUCCCGAGCUGAUGUCGGUAUCGCAAUGGGCUCGGGGUCUGAUGUAGCCAAGUCUGCAGCUAAAAUCGUGCUGACUGACGAUAAAUUCAAUUCCAUCGUUGCUGCCAUCCGCGAGGGUCGUCGAAUGUUCGACAACAUCCAGAAAUUCAUCCUGCAUCUACUUACCUCGAACGUGGGAGAAGUUAUUCUUUUGAUAUGCGGCCUUGGAUUUCAGGACGAAACAGGCCUUUCGGUGUUCCCCAUCUCGCCUCUCGAAAUUCUUUGGAUCAAUAUGGUAACUUCAUCGUUCCCCGCCUUCGGCCUCGGUCGUGAGCCUGCCUCUCGUGAAGUGAUGCGUAAACCUCCGCACGAUAGGAAGCGAGGCGUAUUCACGAACCAGAUCCUGGUCGAUAUGCUUGUUUACGGACUGCUAAUGGGCACCUUAUCACUUAUGUCAUUUGUCAUCGUCAUCUACGGGGUGAACGGUGGGCAGCUAGGCGUAAAUUGCAAUAGGGAGUAUGGCCCUGACGGACUUUGCGAGCCUGUGUUCCGGGCGCGAGCCACGGUGUUCGCGGAGCUGACGUGGCUGAUCCUUAUUAGCGCCUGGGAGUUUAAGGACAUUCGCCGGUCUAUGUUCCGUCUCAACCCAGAUGACAGCUCCAAGUUCCCGCUAUUCAAGGACGUCUACGAGAAUAAGUUCUUGUUCUGGGCCGUGGUACUAGGCGCUAUUAGCGUGUUUCCUGUUGUAUACAUUCCUACAAUAAAUACCAACGUCUUCAAGCACAUUGGUAUCAGUUGGGAAUGGAGUCUUGUUGUCGUCGCGACCAUUAUAUUCGUUGCUGGUGUGGAACUCUGGAAGUUGGCUAAGCGUCACUUCAGAUUACUCGAAGAUGCUGCUGUCGUAAGAGGUGCGUUCUCUCAAGGUAGCGAGGAAGGUAGCCGCAAGUUCCACCACACGUUCAGCUUCAGCAGUUUAAAGAGCUGGCGAAGUAUUGGGCAAACCCAUACUACUGAUACCCGGGCUAGUACGAAGGAGAGGAAGGACACGAGUCCCGUAUAA
Daldinia childiae is the source of this 3297-nucleotide messenger RNA. RefSeq names its product Calcium-transporting ATPase 3. The record is from RefSeq and is a predicted model, not a curated record. The coding region runs from base 1 to 3297 and encodes 1098 amino acids. The transcript is spliced from 5 exons. Gene Ontology annotation, cellular component: plasma membrane. Gene Ontology annotation, molecular function: P-type calcium transporter activity; ATP hydrolysis activity; ATP binding. Gene Ontology annotation, biological process: calcium ion transmembrane transport; intracellular calcium ion homeostasis. NCBI's taxonomy places the organism in Eukaryota, Fungi, Ascomycota, Sordariomycetes, Xylariales, Hypoxylaceae.